GUAACCAAAAGAUAUAACUGUUAAUUUUAGCUUAUUAAAACCUUAUAUUCAUUAAAGGUUUUGUCUUAUUUCAAUUUAAUAAGCUAAAAUAAAGCAACAUGGACAAAUAUCUUCGCCCUGAAAGGUUUGAUAUCGACCCGUCAGAUAGCUCUGGUACGAGAGCUUGGAUACACUGGCGUAAGACUUUCGAAAGCUUCAUUUCCGUGCAGAAACCGACCGCUCCAGAAACAGAUGCACAGUCGGUUCCUCCGCCAGAAAAAUGGGACUGCAUAAAGUUUCAGCUUUUAGUAAAUCAUAUAUCACCAAAUAUCUAUACAUAUAUAAGCGAAGCUACGAACUACGAAGAAGCGAUCACUAUUCUGCAAAAACUGUAUGUAAAACCAAAAAAUCUGAUUUUUGCUAGACACAUGUUAGCAACAAGGAAACAACGACCAGAAGAAAGUAUUGAUACAUAUUUACAAGCUUUGAAACUACUUUCAAAAGAUUGUGACUUUGCGACUGUUGAUGCAGAAACAAACAAAAACGAUAGCGUGCGUGAUGCUUUCAUAUCCGGCAUAUCAUCGCAUAAAAUUAGACAAAGGCUUUUAGAAAACUUAACUCUAACACUUGAUCAAGCUUACAACCAAGCACUCUCUCUAGAAACUGCAGAGAUCAACUCCCAAAGCUUCAAUACUCUGUCUUUAAAUGUUGUUUCCCCAAAAGAACCAACAUUAGUCUGUCCAAAACCACAAACUAAGCACGACGAGACCUGCUCUUCUGUUAAUAAUCCUCGACGUCGAAAAUGUUUCUUUUGUGGGGGACAAAUACAUCCUCGUAAGAACUGCCCUGCAUUUGAAAAGACUUGUCAGCUCUGCAACAAGAAGGGGCACUUUGCCACUGUUUGCAGAAGCUCUUCUAAACAUAUAAAUUCUAUGGUAGAAGGGACUGAAGAUCUUUCCGCUUGUAUCACUGCAGCAUCACCUUCUUCAUUACGUAAAGCUACUGUACCCGCUUAUAUUCGAGGAAUAAGAGCAGAAGCACUUCUCGACACCGGUAGCUCCAUCAGUUUUAUAAAUGACAGUUUUGCAAGACUAUGCGGGUUCAAAAGAAAAUCCUGCAAUCAGUUUUUGUUAGUGUCUUUGUCAAUGUAUGUAAUGUAA
This is a messenger RNA of Papilio machaon (common yellow swallowtail), 1139 nucleotides long. RefSeq lists its product as uncharacterized. The transcript has a single exon. The record is from RefSeq and is a predicted model, not a curated record. Gene Ontology annotation, molecular function: nucleic acid binding; zinc ion binding; aspartic-type endopeptidase activity. Gene Ontology annotation, biological process: proteolysis. Bases 99 to 1139 code for a protein of 346 amino acids. NCBI's taxonomy places the organism in Eukaryota, Metazoa, Arthropoda, Insecta, Lepidoptera, Papilionidae.